CUCAGGAUGCUGCAGCUGCUGACCUUCCUGGUGGAGAAGCUCUCCCUGUUCUCCAAAUUCAAACUCUUUGAGUCCAGCUGGUCUGACGCGGAGAAUGAGGACCGGCAGAGGCACGCGCACCGCUGUCCCCCGCUGACACUGCGGAGGGGUGACCUCCUGGAGGUCCCCAGGACCCUCUUCACCCACUACGGUAUUUAUUUAGGUGACAACAAAGUGGCUCACCUGAUCCCUGACAUCCUACCUGUGCUCACGAGCGACCAGAAGCUCAUCAGCUCUGUCAUCACGAAUAAGAGGCUCAUCCUCGGCUGCGUGUACAGGCGUGCUACGGUGCGCGUGGACACGUUAGAGGACUUUGCGUACGGCUCCGGUAUUCUGGUGAACCACAUGGAUAAGAUGAUGAAGAGUCCAGCGCUUCCUAAUGAAGAGGUGGCCAAGAGGGCUGAGAGGCUGAUCGGAGGGAUCCCGUACAGUCUGCUGUGGAAUAACUGUGAACACUUUGUGACCAACUGCAGAUACGGGUCUGCAGCCAGCAGGCAAACUGAGAAGUUCUGUGAGUGCCUGAAAUCCAUCAUCAGGGACCAGCGCAGCGUGAUCGUCACAAGCCUUCUCGGGCUAAUCUCUAUCAUCUCUUUUGGCAUGGCACCGUCGACCACAUUACCCACAAUCCUUAUCCCCUUUACUCUGUGGAUGGCUGGUUAA
Cheilinus undulatus (humphead wrasse) is the source of this 699-nucleotide messenger RNA. RefSeq names its product lecithin retinol acyltransferase a (gene lrata). The record is from RefSeq and is a predicted model, not a curated record. Bases 7 to 699 code for a protein of 230 amino acids. NCBI's taxonomy places the organism in Eukaryota, Metazoa, Chordata, Actinopteri, Labriformes, Labridae. Gene Ontology annotation, molecular function: phosphatidylcholine-retinol O-acyltransferase activity. The transcript is spliced from 2 exons. Gene Ontology annotation, biological process: retinol metabolic process.